Molecule: messenger RNA, 715 nt
Organism: Acyrthosiphon pisum (pea aphid)
Lineage: Eukaryota; Metazoa; Arthropoda; Insecta; Hemiptera; Aphididae
Exons: 2
Coding region: 404-715 (103 amino acids)
Source: RefSeq, a predicted model, not a curated record
CAUUUUUUUUAAUUUUUCAAAAUUUUAUAUGGGGUAUAUUUUUACCAUGGAUUUUCUUUUGGGAUCUACAUUUCCGCGGUUAUUUUUUCGUGGUACCAUUGUACCAAUAAUUUAGGUACGAGAUACCUAUAUGUCCUAACCUAUUACCUAUACUACCUCUAACUGCACACCACUCAAUUCAACUACACUCCAUGUUUGUUAUACUGCAUAGUGCGUCGGUGCACACUAUUUUGGCCUACAUUACGAUAAAUCAAGUGUCUUCAAUUUGUUGAACACACUUCAGGCAGUAUCAUAUAUUUUAUUACCUAGAUACUUAAACUAUUGCUAAAUAUUGUUACUACCCCUUACUCCCAUAACUACUAUAAUAUAUAUUGUCCAUAACAUAGACAAAUCGUUACAAAUUAUGCCGGACAUAUGGAAAAGAGACGUCGACGAUUUACUCAUGUCACCAUUAGCGGUCAACACCGACGACAUGAUUGUCGUGACGAUGCCGCCGUUGGAAUUUCGCUAUUUUGAUGCAUUGCCCAAAAAAAUAAUGGUUCAAAACAACGGCCUGACUGUAACGUUGAAUGGAUUGUGGGCCGACGACCGACAACCGUGCAUCGCGGGUGCCAACCUGGACGACAAGUAUAAUUUUUCUCAUUUGCAUUUCCACUGGACGGACGUCGAUGGUGAUAAUGUCAUAAACGAACACAUCGUCAACGGUCGAGGGUAA